Messenger RNA from Seminavis robusta, 3278 nucleotides. The record is from the annotation of a GenBank genome assembly. Lineage: Eukaryota; Bacillariophyta; Bacillariophyceae; Naviculales; Naviculaceae.
AGCUAGCUAUCAUACGAGCAGCUUCGAUUUUUCUGAUUCAAACGCGUGCCGGCUUUUCUGGUGCACUUCUACGAGUGCUGGUGUCGAAAUGUACGAAUAAGCACGGCUCGCGUUUGAAUUAGUAGAAACGAAGCUGCCUGUACCAGGUAUCAUAGUAGAAAGGUCACGGAAACGAGAACCGCGUCACAACCGCGGAGAAUUAGCAUAAGAGAAAAACCAGCUGGUGGAGAACAAUUCCCCGAGAAAGAAUGUCGUGUGAACCCUUAAUCAACUCAAGUCUGAAGAAGUGUCGGAUACGACAAAAGAAGGAACAACUGCAACCCUUCUGCUUGUGAGCUCACGCUUUCUUGCUUGGAGAAAUAAUCUGAUGUUUCAUUCGUGCAUUGUACAGUCCGUACUGGAAUCUAUUGAAAAUGUCCAACUGUUCGAACAGACAAUUUGGUAUAUUUAUCGAUUAGUAAAUGUGACAUUGUGAUUAGAUUUGCCGUUUGUGGCUUUUAGUUUUUAAAAUACAUUUUAAAUUUAAAGACAAACAACUAUCAAUAGAAGACAUUGGCACACGUAAUUCUGAAACUAUGCGGACAUGCUAUUGAUCUAUUGAAACGAUAGCCUUCGGAUUUUGCGUUCCGGUAUACGCCUUCCAAGAGGAGCAUCCACCCCUCUCCACCAAGCAAGACAAGUGUAACAAAAGCAGAGGUCGUGAAGCUGUGAGGAGGAGAAGCUUGGCGAACCCUCUAUUAAUACUGUCAACCACAAGUUCUUCCAGCAGUUCCCGGCAUUGUCACAGCGGCUCCCAACCUGUUUAGGGCUUCUGCGAAGCAACUGCUUGACACAACUGCUGCCAUUUGUUGACAUUGAAAGGUGGAUCCCUUUACCGGAAGCCGGAAGCAGCCGAGAGCCAGUGAGCACUUCACCACUCCUCAAUCAAUCAAUCAUACUCUGCUCAAUCUCAUAAAUUCUCACCCUUCAAUUUUGGAUCGAUCCCAGCCAUCAAUCAAAGCGCCACCAUGUCGUCCAAUUCCUCGGUCGUCAGCACUGCUGCUCUUUCUGUUUUCAGUGCCUCAGCAGCGGCCUUGCUUCUCUUGCGAAGCAGCGAAAGGUCCAAGUCCCAUUCCACCAGCAAGGACUCGGGAAGUGUCGGCACUGCCGCAACAGAAAUCUCCUCCGUUUCGGGAGAUCAUCAUUAUGUGGACGUUGAGGCCACGUUAAAGUCCAUCCACGAAGCCUUUCCUGGCGCCGUUCCCAACAAUGAGUUGGUGGCGUUGCUCCGAAACACGCUGGCUGCUUCUGGCUAUGACGGCAACACCACACUGGUUGCCACGGCGUUGUGCUGCGAUGAAUUGAACCGACCCUUGGUGGACGAUUUGGAACGGGAAUUUGGACAGACAUUUACCAUGGGUGGCUUGGCGGGAUUUGCCUUUGGCGGAGUCACCAGCUUUGGAGCCAUGGCCCAUCAUAUUCCCGAUGGAGGAAACUGUCUGCUUGUGUAUGGACCUCAUGUCGGAGUCGACUCGGAAGGCAAUGUUGGUACCGUCAAUCGACGUGGACGCAAGCAUGGAGGUGCCUGCUGUGGCAGUGCGUCCGCCGCUGCUGGAUAUGUUCAUCAGGAGUACUGCAAACAGAUCACCGAUGACAGUGUCAACACCUUUAACAGUGUCAACACCAUCAGUAAUGAUCCUCUCGAUGCGCAACAACAGUUUGUCAACAACUUGCUCCUGCCAUACGGAAAGAGGUUGGAAGAAGCAGAGGACAAAAAGGCAGAGCUUCCCAAGGCUUUGUUCGAUGCCCAAAACGAACUCGUGCAGAGGAUCGUCGCCAAGGGUGCCUCCAAUGUGGGCGGACGUGGAAAAAUUGCCAUGGUCGGCGGAGUCCAGAUCAAUACUCCACCUGGCAUGCAGGACUACUUUUUGCCACUCCGAUUCGAGCUACGCAACAACAAGGGAGCCCUAGUGGAGGACUUUAUGGCUCAUCGCAGCGCCAUUUUGCCCACUGUGGAAUCCAUCACCCAGCAUUUCCCUCGCGCCAUGCCCAACAAUGCCUUGGUAUCUCGUGUUCAAGCGAAAUUGGCCGAGUGCGGAUACAACGAGAAGUCAACCCUGUUGGCUACUUCUCUUUGCUGCGAUGAAGUCAACAAACCUCUGAUUGAUGACUUUAGUGCUGUCUAUGGAAACAAUUUCAGCAUGGGUGGUUUGGCGGGAUUUGCCUUUGGUGGAGUGACCAGUUUUGGUGCCAUGGCCCAUCACAUUCCAGACGAUGGAUCCUGCUUGAUUGUCUUUGGUCCUCAUGUGGGAGUGGAUUCCAAGGGAAAUGUUGGUACCAUUGAUCGAAUUGGACGCAAGAAAAUUGGAGCAUGUUGUGGUAGUGCAGCAGCUGCUUCUGGAUUUGUGCACGAGCAGUACUGCAAAAAGGUCACGGAUGCUGUGAGCGUUAGUGAUCCUCAGGAUGCCCAACAACAAUUUGUCAAUAGCCUGCUUCUUCCACAGGCAGAACGAUUGGAGCAAGCCAAGAACAGGAAUGUGGAAUUGCCGUUUGCGCUCUUUGAUGCACAGCAGGAUUUGCUUCGAAAAAUUGUGGCAAAGGGAUGCGGUGAAGUCGCCGGUGACGGCAAGAUUGCUCUUCUAGGAGGUAUUCAAAUCAAUACACCCAGCUCUUCUUGCAAAGAGGGCAUGUACGACUACUUUUUGCCAUUGAGCUUUGAACUCCGCAACAACAAGGGAGAGUUGAUUGAGGACCUUCUGUGGGAGGAGUAAAAGGCCCGCGGGUGGCAUUUCUCCAUCUCUUCCAAGCAAAAAUUGACUUUCUUCAUUCAUAUAUACGCACCAACUUAUUAGUACUCGUCGAUCUAGAAAAUUUGCAGUGCAGUUUGUAACACCAACUAGUACCUACCAAUAACUCUGAUUUACUAGCUCAAGCAGAUACAUGGUACCGUAGCUAGCUAGCUACUUUCCUUUUUGCUGCUGCAGUGUCCUAGAUCAGACUCGACUCCGCCACGGCGUGGUAAGCAAUACCGGCACUUCUUCAUCAUCCCGAGAGCUCGCCAACAGCCCCUUACCGAGCGCGUUUGAUUGAAUGAUUCGAUUCAAUUCAACUCUUUGGCUCAAUGUAGUACCGGUAGCCGGUACCGGUAGCAGGAACGCGCUUGGAGGCACAUUGCAGCUGCUGGAGCAAGGGCAAUGCUGAGGUGUUGAGAAAUCAGCUGGGGACUGGGGAUGCGGUGUGUUGAGUUGGACACGGUUAUUAGAUGCAAGGUGCACACAAGGUCCUGAAGCCCAUCCAAU